This is a messenger RNA of Oncorhynchus tshawytscha (Chinook salmon), 2786 nucleotides long. Its product is annotated as BTB/POZ domain-containing protein 3. The record is from RefSeq and is a predicted model, not a curated record. Gene Ontology annotation, cellular component: cytosol. The coding region runs from base 502 to 1890 and encodes 462 amino acids. Gene Ontology annotation, biological process: neurogenesis; dendrite morphogenesis; cerebral cortex development. Gene Ontology annotation, molecular function: protein binding. Lineage: Eukaryota; Metazoa; Chordata; Actinopteri; Salmoniformes; Salmonidae. The transcript has 5 exons.
AACACUGGGCAGAGGCAGCAGAAACACUCACACAUACUGUGUUACAUUUAUUUUGAAAUAACUUCAAUACCUACAAAAAUAUAUCUCAGUGACAAUCUGCUUUAAUAUUUUUCUUCUUUAUCAAUGUCACAAAAGUGAACAAAAGCGUUUUGAAAGGAUUCCUGUUCAGCAUUCUACAAAAAAACAGGAGUACAGCCCUCCUUAACUCGUAGUGGUAUGAACUUGUAUGACACCUAAACAAUAGUGCCUGGCAGAUGUGUAUUGUGUACACUCGAGUUGUGUAGCAAGCUAUUUGGAUGUGGAAACGUUUCAUACAAUCGUCGGGCGCCCACUUUACGAUUGGUGAUAGCUACUAGACGUCAAAUGCGGCAGCGUUUCUUUUGUCCUUUCCAGUCAGUGUCAGCCACGAUCGUCAAAUAAAGGCAAUUUAAAAUAUUGCCCCAACAAUCGCAGCCUCGCGCCUGCUAUGAGAUCACCCUAACAAAAAAUAGUGGGGUAAAGAUGGCUGCAGAGCUCUUUCCCACCAAGAAGCUGGCCCCAGUAUCCUCAACCAAAACAGCUGUGCAGCAAUACCAGCAGCAGAACCUGAAUAACAACACCAUUCACAGCUGCAACUGGCAAGGGCUCUAUCCUACCAUCCGAGAGAGGAAUUCAGUCAUGUUCAACAAUGAGUUGAUGGCAGAUGUUCACUUUGUUGUUGGCCCCCCAGGAGGGACUCAGCGAGUACCUGGGCACAAGUAUGUGCUGGCUGUGGGGAGUAAUGUGUUCCACGCCAUGUUUUACGGUGAACUGGCAGAGGACAAGGAAGAGAUCCGUAUCCCUGAUGUGGAGCCUCCCUCGUUCCUAGCCAUGUUGAAGUACAUCUACUGUGACGAGAUCGACCUGUGUGCUGACACUGUCCUGGCUACGCUCUAUGCCGCCAAGAAGUACAUCGUGCCCCACCUGGCUCGGGCAUGCGUCAACUUCCUGGAGACGAGCCUGAGCGCCAAGAAUGCUUGCGUUCUGCUCUCCCAGAGCUGCCUGUUUGAGGAGCCCGACCUGACGCUGCGCUGCUGGGAGGUGAUCGACGCCCAAGCCGAGCUGGCGCUGCGCUCCGAGGGCUUCACAGACAUCGACUCGGUGACCCUGGAGAGUAUCCUGCGCCGCGAGACGCUCAAUGCCAAGGAGAUGGUGGUGUUCGAGGCAGCAUUGAGCUGGGCUGAGGCCGAAUGCCAGCGCCAGGACCUGACGCCCACCAUUGAGAACAAACGGCUGGCGCUGGGCAAGGCCAUCUAUCUGAUCCGCAUUCCCACCAUGACGCUGGAUGACUUCGCCAACAGUGCGGCACAGUCGGGUGUGCUGACGCUCAACGAGACCAACAACAUCUUCCUGUGGUACACGGCUGCCAAGAAGCCUGAGCUGCUGUUUGCCAGCAAGCUGCGCAAGGGCCUGGCGCCGCAGCGCUGCCACCGUUUCCAGUCGUGCGCCUACCGGAGUAACCAGUGGCGCUACCGCGGCCGCUGCGACAGCAUCCAGUUCGCCGUGGACAAGCGAGUGUUCAUUGCCGGCUUUGGCCUGUAUGGCUCCAGCUGUGGCUCAGCAGAGUACAACGCCAAGAUUGAACUCAAGAGGCAGGGUGUGCCGCUGGGCCAGAGCCUCAUCAAGUACUUUUCAGAUGGCUCCAGCAGCACAUUACCAGUGUGGUUUGAAUACCCUGUGCAGAUCGAGCCCGACACAUUCUACACGGCCAGCGUCGUGCUGGACGGCAACGAGCUCAGCUACUUUGGCCAGGAGGGGAUGACUGAGGUGCAGUGUGGCAAGGUCACCUUCCAGUUCCAGUGCUCCUCGGACAGCACCAACGGGACAGGUGUGCAGGGGGGGCAAAUACCUGAGCUCAUCUUUUACGCUUGAGGUGUCAAAUGUGAGGGAAACAACCCUCCAUCUUUACUGCCACAGUAAAUGCACCCCUCCGGCUGUUCAGAAAGCAUCAGCUCUUAACUAUGGCUUUAAAAGUAUACCUGGUUAGGAAAAAAACAAACAUAUCCAAUUUAUUGUGGUGGUGAUUUAGUUCACUAUACAAUUGCCUUAUGAGUAUGUCGAACCUAGUGUGACUGGGUUGCAGUGACCAAAUAUUUUCUUAUAAAGGAUAGGUCACACCACUUUUCACACAUUUUUGUUCUACUGUUUAUGAAGCACAGUUCUCAUUUAACAAGAUUAUUAGUGUGUUGCAGGUAUCUUUUUUUUUAAACUUUAUUUUUACUUCAAACAUUCCUUUUUUUUAAAGAAAACACUACAACUUGAAAACAAUAUUUCAACCUGUGCAAGAAACUCGACAUUGAUAUAGAGGAUACUUAAUGUAUAUCAAAUAUUUUUGUACUUUGUAACUUGAUAAAUAGUUAAAAAAUUUGAUGGUGCAAUUUCUAAGAUUUUGUAUUGUUAAUAUUGUUACCUCAAUCCAAGUAUCCCCUUGGGUUUUCUGUGAGAUUAAUAAAACUGAGAACAGACAAAAACACAAUGUAAACCUGUGCUAAGGUUUAAGAUACAUGAGUAUGUUGCCAUCUCAGUAUAUAGCUAACUUUUUUUUGCACUACUAUUGGUCCUCUUUUCAAACGGGACAGCCUUUUUGUAUCUUGCUUACAUUAAUUUAGGGUGUUUAAAAAAUAUUAAAAAAUGAAUGAAUCAGUAUGAAUUGUUGAAGAAUGAGAUUCCAAUGAGAAUGUUGCCAUGCGGUGAGGUUGACAGUAUCAAUGGACCAAUGAAUGUGUACUGUUGUUGCAUAUAGAAAAUACAAUUAACCAGUUCUCUAA